AUGUCAAAGUAUCCCGAAGUUCAAGUAGUCCUUGGAUGGGAACCAGCCGACGCGAGCACACAACCCUUGGAAGAUUACAUGUAUCGUUGGGGAGAAUCCACACCAGAUCCAGCGUUUGAGGAUGGCAAAACCGCCUUUUGCGUCUACACAUACGAGCAGCCAAAUGACCUUGAAUCCGUAAUAUCGCAGAGCUUCAGGAUCCUGCGGACAGUAUUGGACAUGUAA
Letharia lupina is the source of this 225-nucleotide messenger RNA. RefSeq lists its product as uncharacterized. The record is from RefSeq and is a predicted model, not a curated record. NCBI's taxonomy places the organism in Eukaryota, Fungi, Ascomycota, Lecanoromycetes, Lecanorales, Parmeliaceae. The transcript has 3 exons. Bases 1 to 225 code for a protein of 74 amino acids.